AUGCUUGCUGAGGUGCACGGCGAGCCCCAGGACUCUGGCUCUUUUAGGAGGAUGUGCUGUGUCUGCAUCCGGAAGGUGCCUGCAAGAAAUGCAAAGAAGAAGGGCGUAUUCUGGGGGAUUGAAGUGGCUGAAACACUCAGGUGGCAUGGCUGGGAACUUGGAAAAGAAAUGAUCAAACAUCUGAUCUUGAAAAACGUUCAUGAGAAAACCCAGAAGCUGAGCUACAGAUGUCCUUCCACGCGAUUCUUCUUCACUGUUUUUCCACAGCCGAUCACUCUGAGCCCUGGUAUGUCCUUAACACUCCCCAUCGUUUUCCGGCCCACUGAAAAGAAGGAGUAUGAAGACAGCAUCUGCUUUAAGAAAGCUGAGGGUGAAUUCUCUGUCACCCUGCGUGCUACACUUCCACACUCCUGUCUGUCCUUGCCAGCUGCUGUCCAGUUGCCCAUCUGUGCUGUCCACAAUGUCACAGAGACAACCUUCCUUGUACGCAACACUGGUGAUCUUGUCACUGCGUUUGCCUGGGAGACACCAAGCCCUUUCUACAUGAUUCCUGACUGGGGCACGCUGAACCCAGGUGCUGAGUGUAGAGUCAAGGUGGGCUUCCAGCCCAAGGUGGCUGCCGUGUAUGAUGUGGUAGCAACGUGCUGGUUUGGAGAUGAGGAGAAACAAAAUAGGACUAUCCAGCUAAAAGCCCAGGCCAAAUAUCCCUACCUGCGAGUGAGUGUGACAGAAGAAGAGUAUGAAGAUGCACAGCCUGGGAAGUUUCAGGAUGUGCUGUGCUUUGGAUCAGUGUCAGUGGGGACAACUGUGGAGAAGUGUGUAGAAAUCUUCAACAUGUCUGUGGUAGAUGCACCAUGUAGGAUUGAAAGAGUAAAAGACACACCACUUCAAGAUCAAAUUUUCUUCUGUGAUCAGUUGCAUGCUGUUGUCCCUGCUAAAGGGAAGCUGGUCUUGUGUAUACGAUUUCAGCCACAGAGAGCAGGAGAGCACAGUACUGACUAUUUCACUAUCACGUCUGCUGGAGGCCUCCUGCAGACUGUCCUGAAGGUGGUUGGCUCAUGUAAAGGUCCUUUGGUGUCCCUACACCAGCACUUUGUGGACUUUGACUGGAUCAAUAUUGGGGAAAGUUUGAUGCAGAUAUUGAAAAUCAGCAACACCUCAGAUGUCUCGGCCUAUUACCAGUUUGAUAUUGAUAGCAGAGGGAGCGUCUUCUCCUUGGAUCGCCCCUGUGGAGUCUUGGAGGGUACAACAACACUAGAGCUAAAGGUGACAUUUCGACCUACUCACCCCAUCAGCUAUCAUCGCAGAGUGGUGUGCCUUGUCCACCAUCAGGAACCCAUGUAUGUGGACUUUUUUGGUACCUGCCAUUCAGACACAGUUAAGCCAGCCAUCCUCCAGGCAAGACACCUCUCCUGGUACCGAACCAACAUGGUGAGAGGACUGACCUUCUAUCCCCCUGAUAUCCUGAGUGUGAUGCUGAAGGAUGGGAAGUUGCAGAUGGAUGAAAAAGGAGCCCUCAUGCUGCCCCUUGAGAUCCCUCAGAAUGAGCCUCCCAAGGAAUACUUUGAAGCCAAUUCUAUGACUGAAUAUUUCUACGAUGGUGUAAGCAGUGACCUGGCCUUGUUUCCCCCUCAUGUCAGCAUCAGCCCCAGCGAGUAUGAUUUUGGUCACGUGCUGCUGCACAAGGUAGAACCAUUUCCUCUCUGCGUGACCAACCACACCAAAGGAACAAUCACUGUUGCCUGGACUCCAAGUCGCAACAGUGCCUUCCGAGUGAGACCUGAAAUCUGUGAUAUCCCACCUUUGAAGUCUUCAGCCUUCCGUGUCCUUUUCUAUCCCACUCAACUCAACAGUCUCUAUGCAGCAGAGCUGGAAAGUUUUGCCUUCUACAAGGUGCUGAGACAUUACAGCAACAUUGAAGAGGGUGCCACCAUCUGUCCAUCCUGGUGCCUGACUGUGAGGGUGAGAGCGCACACGUUUGAAGUGGAACGGGAGCACUUCAUCCCACAGUACAUCCUGGAUGUCCCCAAGGCUUUUCCUCCUGUGUAUCCUAACACUGAUACCUGCUGCAGUAUGCUGCUCUCAAACACAGGCACCUCAUUGAUUACCUUCAGUGUGGACAAAGCUGCUUGUCGCUCUGUUUUGGUCAAGCCCUGCUCAGGACACAUCAUUCCAGGAGGUCACCAGAUUUUCUUUCUCUCCACUCACCCAGUCAACACGGUCUCACAGCAGCAUGUCCUGCCUUUGCAGCUGAACUCUUGUCCAGGAUACACUAAGGAGAUUGCUCUCCAGAGUUGUGGGGAGUCCUUCGUCUUGCUCUUAGAAGGUGAUGGAAAACUGUACUUCAAGCCCAUCUAUAUAGGGACCUCCACUACACGAAUGUAUACCAUAAAAAACUGCACAAGACUACCCAUGGUUUUCACAUGGAAGAUCCAUCAGUCUGACAGCAAGAUCCUGUCUGUCAGCCCCACUGCAGGGAUCCUCCAGCCCUAUGAAGCCAUGGCUCAGGCAUGGACUUUUACUCCUGAUAAGGAGACCAAGUAUCUACUGCGAGCUACGGUCUUUGUGGGGAGGGUGAACCCAGACCCUGUGUCUCCCAAAAGAGUCCAUUAUGCCUUACGAAUUAUUGGAGAGGGAGCACUGGGCACCAUCAAGGCACAAAAGGAGCACCUGGACCUUGGAAAUGUUCUGGUUGGUGACCUGCAAAGCUGCAGUGUUGUACUGCUAAAUGAUGGGAUUUGUUCUCUGAAGUAUAUCCUCAGUGUGGAACAACUGAUCACUGGGCCUUGUGACCCUGAAGAGGUCAACAGCGAUCCAGUAGCUUUAGAGCUGGAACACAUUAGGGGGACAAUCCCUGCAAGGUCAAAAGCUUUUGUCCGAGUAACAGUCAUGCCAGCCCGUCGACUGCAUUACACCUGGUCAAUCAAAUACACUAUUUGCAACACCACAGCUACAGAUCUUGUGAGAACAGAAGAGGAGAAGAAGCCUCUCUGCUGCAUCAUAGCAACAGGCGUCUACCCAACUUUCUGCAUCACAGAUGCCUGUUCAGCAGGGAGUGCCAGUGGUAUCAGCAAGUCACACCUCUGGAGGCUCUUUUCUUUGGACACACUGAAUGAAUACUUGGAGCAAGACCCGACUCCCGAUGAGCUCACCUACAGAGUUCCCACAAGGCACAGCACAUGCUUGACCCCUCCAGUGUACACCCCUCUUCUGCUGGACUUCAACUUUGGGGCUGCCCCAGUAGGCUCAGAGCCUAGCCUUGUGGUGCUGCUGCUGGUGAACACGGGUGUGGUGCCUGUGGAGUGGGCCUUCUUGUUUCCUUCUGAUCAGAAGAUGGACAUGGAGCACUGGGCAGAGGAUGCUGAUUUUAGCCCCCAUGAGCUGAAUCACAUGAGAAUUCAGGAUAACCAGCUCUUCAGUGUUUCCCCAAAGUCAGGGAAACUUCUUCCAGGACAGGAGGAAUCAGUCCAGCUCUUACACAGACAUGAUUUCAUUGGCACCAAUCACCUCCCUGUCCUGCUGAAGGUUUCCUAUGGUCGUGAGAUUCUGCUGAACUUCAGUGGUGUGACCUUGGAACAGGAUCAGCGGUACCUUCAUUUUGCAUCCACUAAGCACCUCUUCACACCCAUUGCCAUUGGGACCUCCCAACCACCCACACAGAUUUAUGAACUCUACAAUGGUGGCUCCAUGCCUGUGAUGUUUGAGGUUCAGCUGGACAACAUUGUGAGGAUCCAGGAGGAGAAUUUUCAGCAUCCUGUGUUUGUGUGCCUAACUCCUAGGGGAGAAAUCCCCCCUGGCACAACAGGAUAUAUUGAGUGGAUCUUCUCACCACUAGAAGCCAGAACAUACUGGGUCAUUGUUCCCAUCCACAUCCUUGGGGGUGAAUCAGCUCUGAUCACAUUCCAGGGAGCAGGCUAUGAUCCAAAUACCAUAGGAGACACUGCCACAUCCAGUGAAGUUUUGUCUCCUUUAGUAUUUCCAGGUUCUACCAAGCUAACUGUGCCUGAGCAGGCAGUCACCUUGUCACACCACAGGAUUUGUUUUGGAAAUAUCCCAGACUGCACCAAAGCCAGUCGACUUGUCUUUCUCAACAGUGCCUCGGAGAAUAAGGCUGUUACAUUUGUCUGGCGGAUAAGCACCUGUAAAGACAAGAGGGCAUUGAAGAUUGCUCCAGAGUCAGGGGUUGUGCAACCUGGAGAGAGCAUCCCCUGCUUCAUCACCCUGCAACCUUCAGGAAGUGCUUUCUACAGUAUAGAUCUGGUGUGUGAGGUACACAUCCAUGAGGCCCUGGUUCAGUACAAGAGGGGCCUGAAGGAGUGGGAAAGGGAGAAGGAACGGCAGGCUGUGGAAUUCACCAUCACAGAGAAGGACCUUGGCAAUAAGAAGAAGCCAAAGUUACCUGCAGGUAGGUCAUCAGAUUCUGCUGAGACAGAAAAUCUCCCUGAAUCCCCAGCUGUGCUCAGGAAAUACAAGACAUUACCCUCUAUUAAAAACCAUCUUAUGCCCAUUCUUCCGGCUGGGCACUUUGAGAGGAGGCUGUUGGACAAAGAAGCCAGCCAUGUAUGGGUCAAACCAGAGCCUCCCAAGCCCAUUCUCUUACAUCUUGGUGUGACAGCAAGAUCCUACUCUGCUGAGGACUUCUUCAGCAACUUCACCUCAGAGUUCCCCAAAUAUUUCUUGUCCUGCCCCUCCAGCGACUGGCCCUUGGAGAGCAAGUUUGUGGAUGGGACUAGAGACAGAGACAAGAUGGACAUGGAUCCCAAAUGGCUGUCCCUGGCUGCUGCUUCCAAACAGGAGUUGCAGAUAGUGACUCACAUACUCACUGGUGUCAUCAGAGGCCUCUUGGAGAACACACAGUUCCAUGAUGCAGUGAGAAGAAACCUGGAUGAGCCCAUUCCAUAUUUCUCCCAGUUCCAGUGUAAAGAAUCAGCAGAGCUCCAGGACACGGAACAGUGCUCCACGAUCUUCUCCAGAGUAUCUGCUUCCUCAGAUCUUUACCCUGAGAAGGAUGGAGAGAGGAAAGAAAUGAGGCAGGAAACUUCUCCCAAGAAUGAUUUGCUGGAGUCUUGGGAGAGGAUGAGUGAGAUUUUGCACUACGAGCAGUUGAGGGAGCAGAGGGAGAUGAUGAGCAGGCAGCCAGUGCUUGGGAACCUGGUGGAGCUGGUGCUGGAAAACACACUGCAGAACAUCCUGAUUGAAGCCAGCCGUGGAGAGGUGGUGCUGACAGCCCAGCCCAGGGUCAUUGCUCUGCCCUCCAGCCCUUUCCCAAGAAUCACCAAUCCAGCACCCCCUGCCUCAAAGGCAGAGCUGCUGGCUGGGCAGUGUGCUGCUUGAGCUCUGCAAGCACAUCAAGCAUCUCCAUUCUUCAUCCAGUCCUUGUGAUGUCCAGAGCAACUUUGAUCCUCCUACACCAUGACCUGACCUCAGCGUGCUGCCUGCCUCUUGGGAGAUAUGCCCUAAUUAUGUCCUCAGCUCCAGUUUGAAUCAUCCGGGAACUCCACAGCAUGGUUCAUGAGAUGUCUCUUCUCUGGCUGGCCGCAUCACUGGGAAACCACCUCUUUGUGCUACAGGGAGCUUAUGGACAACUGCUGUGACUGUUCCCACUCCCCCCACUCUGAACCAGCUGGGUGGCAAGUGGAGUCUGCUUUGAAGCAUAGCUGAGGAAGGACUAACAGCUGGGCACUGAGGUGCUAAGCCCCUGCUGGCAUCAGUAGGACACAGGUACUGAACCCCCCUCCCCUCCUUGCUCCAGUGGCUGCCGCAGGUCCCACCUGCAACCCAGGUGCAACCCAGCCCGAGAGAGCGGCUGCAGCACCGUGUAGAACA
Messenger RNA from Cuculus canorus (common cuckoo), 5826 nucleotides. RefSeq names its product cilia and flagella associated protein 65 (gene CFAP65). The transcript is spliced from 32 exons. Lineage: Eukaryota; Metazoa; Chordata; Aves; Cuculiformes; Cuculidae. The record is from RefSeq and is a predicted model, not a curated record. Bases 1 to 5334 code for a protein of 1777 amino acids.